Molecule: messenger RNA, 903 nt
Organism: Durusdinium trenchii
Lineage: Eukaryota; Dinophyceae; Suessiales; Symbiodiniaceae
Source: the annotation of a GenBank genome assembly
AUGUUCGCUGCUGGCAUAGCGUCCUUGGUGGGUGCGGCAGCGUACGCCUACAGCUACAACCUGGGACGCUUCAGAUUCAACUCACUGCAGCGGCAAGAAUGUUUGCAUCACUUUCAGGAUGUCGAGGCCUGGGCUGCCCACUGGAAUGACAUUGCCGACACUGCUGCUAAGGAUGCCCAUCAGUUGCGCCCGGCGUCGUUUCAAGAACUCUGGCAAGUUUUUUCUUGUGAGUGGGCUGAUGGAGCUCGCUGCUUGCGCAUUUUUCAGGCGUUCCAUCUUGCCUUGGCUGCUCAUGGAGCUAUGCUCCCUGAGGUUGCUGACCAAGAUGAGGACCUACCUUCGGAUGAGAUCAACUUUUCGAUAGAGAGAACCCCGGCGCAUGCCGCUGCUUUGGGGGACGUCUUACCCAUAGACUGGUACCCCCGUUGGUUAGCUAGCCCGCUUUGUAAAAUUUUUGGGGCUGAAUUCGUUUUUGAAUUUGUUUCGUUUUUGGCCACGGAGUCUGACACCUGCAUCUCCGUUUUUGCUGUUAGUUGGAUCGAGUUAGCCGCCCUGGCUUUUGCACUGCGACUACCUCAUCCAGUGCCAGGGGUGGCUGCCCAGGGUCAAAUCUGGUGGGAUCGUUCUAGUGUUUCUCCUGCUUUGGAUCAUGAGGUUACCGUUGCUUUGAGGGUUCGCUUUAUUUCUCGGUUUCUUCGUUCCUUCACGACCCACUUUGACCUUGGUUUGACUUCGGUCUCGGAUCUAGAUAGAUCUUCUUUGGGAGUUGCGACUCCGCUUCGGGGGAUGGCUUUUCCUCUCUCGGACAGAUCCUUGCGGCUGAUUGGAGACACUCUCCAAGCUUUUACAGCCAGUCGACCCAUUCGCACACCGAAUGAUUUAGCUCGACCUUUUAGGAACUAG